This is a messenger RNA of Phlebotomus argentipes, 1140 nucleotides long. RefSeq names its product 4-hydroxybenzoate polyprenyltransferase, mitochondrial (gene Coq2). Lineage: Eukaryota; Metazoa; Arthropoda; Insecta; Diptera; Psychodidae. The coding region runs from base 1 to 1140 and encodes 379 amino acids. The transcript has 2 exons. Gene Ontology annotation, cellular component: mitochondrial inner membrane. The record is from RefSeq and is a predicted model, not a curated record. Gene Ontology annotation, biological process: ubiquinone biosynthetic process.
AUGUUGAGGAGUAUUAUCGCUGGACGACAACUUCUGGGCAGUGGCGGGAGUGUCUUUUUCGGUCCAUCCACGAAAUUCACAGUGAAAUCCACCUCCUGGACAUACAUAGCGUCCCGUGUGCUGGGCACCAGACCGCACUUGUGCAGCUGUCAGAGUCAAAAUGUGCCCCAACCAAAGCGACCACUUCCAGAGAGAUUUUGGUAUGAGAUCAAGACGACAGUGUCUCCAUACGCCCGGCUAAUGAGGAUAGAUCGCCCAAUUGGCUCCUGGCUGCUCUUCUGGCCGUGCGCCUGGGCGACGGGACUGGCAACGGCUCCCGGAUGUUGGCCAGACUUGUGGCUGUUGGCUCUGUUUGGCGCUGGAGCGUUCACGAUGCGCGGCGCCGGAUGCACGAUAAACGACAUGUGGGAUCGGGAUAUUGAUGCCAAAGUGGAGAGGACGAAGAGUCGUCCCCUCGUGAGCGGAGAAUUGAGUCAGACGGACGCCCUGGCGCUCCUCGCGGUGCAACUGGGCGUUGGCUGUAUUAUCCUGCAGAACCUCAACUGGUAUUCCGUUGUCCUGGGCGCCAGUUCGCUGGGUCUGGUGGUGAUCUACCCUCUGGCGAAGAGAGUCACGUACUGGCCACAGUUGGUGCUGGGCAUGACGUUCAACUGGGGCGCACUGAUUGGAUGGAGUGCCACCCAAGGAGCGGUGAACUGGUCCGCCUGCCUGCCACUCUAUGCCGCCGGCAUCUGCUGGACCAUCAUCUACGACACCAUCUACGCGCACCAGGACAAAGUGGACGACGCCCUGCUGGGCAUCAAGUCAACAGCUCUGCGGUUCGGGGACAAGACGAAGCUCUGGCUGAUGGGCUUCUCUGUUGCGAUGACAUCGGGUCUGACCACUUGCGGGCUGCUGUGCAACCAAUCCUGGCCAUAUUACGCGUCUGUCGCUCUAGUCACGGCUCAUGUGGUGCACCAGAUCUCCACGCUGAACAUCCACAAUCCUCAGGAUUGCGCCAAGAAGUUCAUCUCCAACCACCAAGUGGGGCUUCUGCUCUUCGUCGGGAUUCUCUUGGGCACUCUGCUGCAGAAUGCCGAGAAGAAAACCCUACCAAAGCCUAAAAUAAUACACGAAAAGCAGCAGCUCAGCAUUCAGUGA